AUGCAAACGCCUCAGCAACAGCAGCAGCAGCAGCAGCAGCAGCAGCAGCAGCGUUCAUCGCAGCUGCCGUCCAUUUUGCAGAACGGAUCGUUCAUGGAUAUGUACAGCAAAUGGUCGUCGAAGAACAGCGUCAAGGUCGAUACAACCAUGCUGCAGGUUGAUGGACGCCAGAUUGACCUGCAUGCGCUGCAUAUCACUGUUGCGUACUACGGCGGCUUCCAAAAAGUGUCGAGGGAAGACCUGUGGCCCGUCGUGGGAGCAAGGCUUGGGUUUGUGCAGUUUCCUGGAAGCGGGAAUGAACAUGCUAGAUCAGGACCGAUGGUCGCACAGCGCUUGGAACACGUCUACAGGCAGUAUCUGUUCCAGUUCGACUCAGCGUAUUACAUGUCGAUGCAGCAGAUGCAACUUCGCAAGCAGGCGGAAAGUCAAAGG
Laetiporus sulphureus 93-53 is the source of this 432-nucleotide messenger RNA. RefSeq lists its product as uncharacterized. Gene Ontology annotation, molecular function: DNA binding. The transcript is spliced from 2 exons. NCBI's taxonomy places the organism in Eukaryota, Fungi, Basidiomycota, Agaricomycetes, Polyporales, Laetiporaceae. The annotation marks the transcript as partial. The record is from RefSeq and is a predicted model, not a curated record.